AUGCACCACAAUAUCCUUCUCACGGGAGUCUCGGGGUACCUUGGCGGGACACUACUCGCCAAUCUAGCCACAGCCGCCUUGCCACCUUAUAGCCAAGUCUUUGCUCUUGUAAGAUCAGACUCCCAAGCUGAAGCAGUACUAGCAAGCAGCAACGCAACACCCCUGGUCUUCGAUGUUGGAGAUGCAGCUGCCGUCCGCGAUGCUGUCACAGGCAAUGAUAUUACAAUAGUCGUGUUCUGCAUCGAUGCAAUCAAGUCUGUCACACAAAGCUACAUGAUCAAGGCGCUGUCAGAGGUCAAGGAGCGGACCGGGAAAGAUGUCCACUUUAUCCAUACCAGCGGAGCAAAGCUCUUUUCAAGCCAUGCAGGGGCACCAACCAAUCGAACGCUCAUGGAUGAUGAGACUGGAAUACACGAGAUUCACAAAACACAACGUGCAGUUAUACCAGCUGUCCAACCGGCCAUCGAGACGAACAUCACGGUAGUUGAACUGGCAGAACGCCUUGGUGUGUACGCCUAUGUGUUCGUGCCUUGCGUCGUUUAUGGCGAAGGUAGCGGAUUCGGAAAUCACAUCUCGAUCCAGACAGCGGCUAUUUGUCGAGCCGCAAAAGCUGUACGUCGCGUACACAGUGUUGACGCUGGAAAUCCGACGUGGCCGGUUAGCCACAUUACCGACACCACGAAUCUCUACAUCUCGAUCUUGCACGCAAUCCUCUCAGGGCCUCAGACCUUACCACCUCAUGGACGGAGUGGCUACUAUCUCGCCGCUUCGGGUUCAGUUGCCUGGCUAGAUCUGUACGCUGCGAUGGCGCGAGCGCUUGCUCGUCGAGGCAUUGUAGAUGACGACAAGGUAGUCCCCGCGACACCCGAGACAAUCGAGAGGAUGGCCACUGCAUUGCAAUGUCCCGUGGAGGUGGUGGCCUUGCAGAUUGGAGGAUGCUGCACAUUCACUGCUAGGAAUGGAAGCAAUAUUGGGUGGAAGCCUGUGUAUGAGCCAGAGCAUGUGUUGGAGGCGGCGACCAAGGAAGUGGAUCUGGUCCUGGCCAACUGGAAGGGCUGA
Messenger RNA from Cyphellophora europaea CBS 101466, 1059 nucleotides. RefSeq lists its product as uncharacterized. The transcript has 6 exons. The coding region runs from base 1 to 1059 and encodes 352 amino acids. Lineage: Eukaryota; Fungi; Ascomycota; Eurotiomycetes; Chaetothyriales; Cyphellophoraceae. The record is from RefSeq and is a predicted model, not a curated record.